Molecule: messenger RNA, 1521 nt
Organism: Closterium sp. Yama58-4
Lineage: Eukaryota; Viridiplantae; Streptophyta; Zygnematophyceae; Desmidiales; Closteriaceae
Source: the annotation of a GenBank genome assembly
AUGGCUGACAGCAACCCCCUGGGCGGUAUCAUUUGUCCGCAUCAGGGGUUGACGCCGGAGGGUAGAGCAGGGGAGGGGAGGAGAGCAGUUGUGAGCAGGGAGGUGUGGGGGUGGCUGAAACGGUGGGCGGAGGAGGGGAGGAGGAGAGGAGAGGAGGAGAGGGUGAGAGAGGCCGAGGAGAGAGCACGGGAGGAGAGCGAGAGUGUGCAAGAGGGGGAUAAGAGUUUGAGGAAGGAGGAAAGUUUGAGUGAAGGGGAGCAGUGUACGGGUAAGGAAGAGGGCAAGUCUCUAGCGAGCAAGGGAGCAGACACCAAGCAAGCAGCAAUCACAGAGGUCAAGGAAGAAAAGGAAGAACACGACGAGCCUGUUUCUGAAGCGCCCACAAAGCAAGAAGAGCCCACUGGGUAUCCGUACGCGCUCAUCCCCUCCUCCUGGGUCGCUCUCUGGCGCUCCUCCCUCUCCGCCUCCCCUUUUGCCGCCAAGUCCGCAGCUGCAGUUGCUUCCGGGUGUGACGGAGGGACUGUUGCAACAGCAGGGGCAGCGGCAGGGUGUGGAGGAAUGGCAGCAGCAUGCCAGCAGUCUCCUCCCAGUCUGGAUGGGGCACUGAGGGCUGUGCGUUGUCAGCAGCAUGGGGGGCUGGUUGCGGCGCUGCCGUGUUCUCCCAGUUUGGAUGGGGCACUGAGGGCCGUGCGGCACAAGCAGCAUGGGGGGCUGGUUGCGGCGCUGCCAGUACUGGUUAGCAGCAGGAAGGGCGAGCUGCUUCAGGCAAACUCAGAGUCUGAACCCUUCACUAUAGUCACGCGGUCCGAAUGGGACGAGCUGAGCAGCCAGUGGGGCGGCACGGCCGGCUCUGCCAUCCGCGCGCGAAUCAAAUCCAAUCCUCCCUCCAACAACCAUGCUCCUGAUUCCAAAUCCUCAGAGAGUCAUAAAUCCGCCUCACAUAGUCAGAAAUCCGCUGUGGGGAAGAACCAAAAUCACCCCUCUGUUACUGUGGGGAAGAGCAGAAGAGACCAAUCCUUCCCCACCCCAUACUGCCUAGAAACCAUCCCUUCUUUGUGUCACAUCUGCUACAAGAACCCAGAGGAGAUCGCAGAGGAGGAGAGGGCUAUGAGGGAGGAGUUACAGAGGGGGGAUUACAGGGAGGAGGAGAUAGUGGUUGAGCUAGUGAGGGGGUCUGAACCUCCCCCCUCUGUUGUUGCUUCCACCACGGAGGAAAUUACUGAUUUAGAGGACCAUGAGGGCUUGACGAUGGUGCAAGCUGGAGUGUUUGCGGGUGCCCGGCUUUGGGUGGUGGAUACUAAAUUGCACAAGGACAGGGACAUUGCAGAGGAGCUUCCAGUUGUGGAUGACACACAGAAGGAGGAGGCGGGCUUUAAGGGCACUGGCCUGGCUGGUGGUUUCCCAGUGACUAGUUUUACUGUUGCAGAUGCACCUAAAGUAGCAGCAGAUGCAUCAACAGUAGCAGCCGAAGACGUUAAGUCGGGUGCAGAUGAUGCUGCCGAUGGUCCAGUAGUCCUCUAG